Manihot esculenta (cassava) is the source of this 4897-nucleotide messenger RNA. RefSeq names its product phosphatidylinositol 4-kinase beta 1. Bases 498 to 3821 code for a protein of 1107 amino acids. The transcript has 15 exons. Gene Ontology annotation, biological process: phosphatidylinositol-mediated signaling; phosphatidylinositol phosphate biosynthetic process. Lineage: Eukaryota; Viridiplantae; Streptophyta; Magnoliopsida; Malpighiales; Euphorbiaceae. The record is from RefSeq and is a predicted model, not a curated record. Gene Ontology annotation, molecular function: 1-phosphatidylinositol 4-kinase activity. Gene Ontology annotation, cellular component: cytoplasm; membrane.
UAUGCGUAUCUGAUUCACGAGAUCUGCUCUCAAGUCUUACUAUUUCUCGCAUAUUUAACAUUUGAACUUUCUCUCUGCAAGUAAUAUUUCAAUUCUCUCGUCUCAUCAACUGAAAAUAGAGCGCUCCUUUUGACUUCAGAAGAUCUCUCCAUCAUUUUCUUGCUGUACCUUCUUCUUAUUCAUCUUCUAAUUUUCCCGAGAAACAAACUGAAGGUUGCAUUCUUUGGUCUACCUGUGCAGAGAAUUAGGUUUUUUUUUUUGUGAAUUAGCAGAUUUAAUGUGCUGGAGUUCAUUUGAAUCAAGUAACUGAGAAUUUUGGAAGCUGGCCCUGGCGACAGAAUCAGGAUUUUGAUAAUUUUUUGGCGAUUUUAGGGUUUAAUAUUCAAGAGGAGAGUUCUGCUUGGUCUGCUUUAUCCAAUUCGAUUGUUGUGUUUGGAUUGCCAGCCAAUCAAGGUUCAAUCGAUCUGAUUUUGGGACUUGGGGCUUAUAAUGGUAGUAUGACAAUGGUGCGGCUUCUGGGACUGAGUCGUGGAGAAUCAGACGAGUCACCCAGGGAGAUCACCUCCCGAACUAGCCUAUUAAGUGAGUCAGGCGAGAGCGGGUGGCUAAUCAGGUUCUUCGACUCGGCCUUUUUCUGUGAGUGGAUCGCAGUGAGCUACCUAUACAAGCAUGAUCAUGCUGGUGUACGUGACUAUCUAUGUAAUAGAAUGUAUACAUUGCCUUUAUCAGGUAUCGAAAGUUACCUGUUCCAAAUUUGUUACAUGGUAAUACACAAGCCCAGCCCAUCUUUGGAUAAGUUCGUCAUUGAUAUAUGCUCAAAGUCACUACUGAUAGCUCUGAAGGUGCAUUGGUUUUUGUUGGCGGAGAUUGAGGAUUCUGAUGAUAAUGAAGGGAUUAGUAGGAUUCAGGAGAAGUGUCAGAUUGCAGCUACUUUGAUGGGAGAAUGGCCUCCACUUGUGCGGCCACCAAGUGAGUCUUCUAGCGUUGGAGGUAAGAACCCGGUUCUGAAUAAAAUCUUGUCAUCAAAACAGAAGUUUUUGUCACUGACAUCUUCACCACCUACUAAUAAGUCUCUGUCUUUUUCACCCUCAUCCGGGAGUAGUUUAGUUGAGGAUGGAAAUCUAUUAUCUCCAGACCAGAACAGCAUAUUUAAGAAGUUUAUUCCUGGUCCAAAAGUUAGGGAUGCAUUGUUGUUCAGGAAGUCAGUGGAGAAAGAUGAGGAAGAGAGUGAGAAGGAUGGAUUUUUUAAGAGACUUUUGCGAGACAGCAGUAGAGGUGACGCUGAGGAGUCGGCAUCAAAUUCAGAUGGGUUUUUCAAGAGGCUUUUGAGAGAUAACAGUAGAGGAGAUGAUGAGGAAAUUACGUCAACAUCAGAUGGCAUUUUUAAGAGGCUUUUAAGGGAUAGUAAAGGUGAAGAUGAGGAGUUGACGUCUAGCUCGGAAGGGUUUUUUAAGAGGUUGUUUCGGGAUAGCAAGAGUGAUGAUGAGGACAAAUCUGUUUCUAAAUCAGUGGAAGAUGAUGAAAAGGAAGGAUUCUUUAGGAAAUUUUUUAAGGAGAAGUUUGAGGACAAGAAGGAUGAGCAUGAAGAAAGGGUGAGCUCUGAAGAGAAAUGUUCUAAAUCUGCAGAGGAUGAAGAAAAGGAGGGGUUUUUUCGCAAAUUAUUUAAGGAUAAGUUUGAGGACAAGAAAGAUGGAAAUGGUAAAAUUGAUGACAGAAAUGCCAAAGAUGGAAAUGGUAAAAUUGAUGACCGAAAUGCCAAUGGCGAGGAAGAAGAAACUUCCGAAUUUUCAUUGUUUCGAAGAUUGUUUCGGGUGCAUCCUGAGGAUGCCAAGAAUACUGCAUUGAAUGAAAAUGGGAAUGGUGGAGGUUUGUUUGAGAGCAGCCCUGGAACUGAAAGAUUUUUUCGCAAACUAUUUAGAGAUCGUGAUCGUUCAGUUGAAGAAUCAGAGUUGUUUGUUUCAAAGAAGAACAAAGAGAAGCGGCCAGGUUCACCAAAGCAGCAGAAUGACAAGUCAAACACAAAGCCUCCACUUCAUAACAAUACUGCAUCACAUUUCAGAAAAGGGGCUUAUCAUGAAUCACUGGAUUUUGUGAUGUCACUAUGUGAGACUUCUUAUGGCUUAGUAGAUGUAUUUCCUCUUGAAGAUCGGAAAAGUGCUCUUCGUGAGUCACUUGUGGAGAUCAAUUUGCAUUUAGCUGAAGCUCAAAAUAGUGGAGGAAUUUGCUUUCCGAUGGGAAAGGGAAUGUAUCGUGUAGUUCAUAUACCUGAAGAUGAAGCCAUUCUUUUGAAUUCUAGGGAAAAGGCACCAUAUAUGAUUUGUGUUGAAGUUUUGAAAUGUGAAAUGCCAAGCAAUAACAAGGGUACAUUCGGUGGUCAAAAACUUUCCAGAGGAGGUAUUCCUCUAGCUAAUGGAGAUGCAUUUUUGCCAAAGCCACCUCCGUGGGCCUAUCCUUUGUGGACUACCCAGGAAGUGUAUCGCAAUAGCAGUGAUAGGAUGUCAAGAUCUACAGCUCAAGCCAUUGACCAGGCAAUGUCCCAUAGUUUGGAGGCAAGACAGAAAUUUGCUAAUGUAAGCCUCUCUGUGGUGAAGCAAUUGCCUCGCCAUCCAAUAAACACCAAUGCACAGGAUAUCCACCAUGGCAUUAAUCGCAGUGGACUGCAUCAAAGAGCAACUAAUGAUGGGGAAUUUGAAUGGGUAAGGGUAGUGCUGACAGCAGACCCUGGUGUCCGGAUGGAUGACAUUGGGGAUCAAGAACCACCUCGUCGCAGGGAGCAUCGUCGUGUUCCCAGUACGAUUGCCAUAGAAGAAGUGAAGGCUGCUGCAGCCAAAGGUGAAGCCCCUCCUGGACUUCCUCUAAAGGGGGCUGGGCAAGAUUCGUCAGAUGCACGACUGAGGGUUAAUGGUGGAACCCCUAAGGCCAGUGAUGCUCUAUCUGGUGAGCUCUGGGAGGCAAAGAAAGAGAGGAUUCGUAAAGCUUCUGUAUAUGGAAAAUUACCUGGUUGGGACUUGCGCUCUGUUAUUGUGAAGAGUGGUGAUGAUUGUAGGCAGGAGCAUCUCGCUGUGCAACUUAUUUCGCAUUUUUAUGAUAUAUUCCAAGAAGCUGGUCUCCCGCUCUGGUUGCGUCCCUUUGAAGUUCUGGUCACUUCAUCUUAUACAGCUCUCAUUGAGACGAUUCCUGAUACAGCCUCACUUCAUUCUAUCAAGAGUAGAUAUCCCAACAUCACGAGUUUGCGCGACUUCUUUGUUGCUAAGUAUGAGGAGAACUCCCCAAGUUUUAAGCUUGCGCAGAGGAACUUUGUUGAAAGUAUGGCCGGAUAUUCCCUAGUGUGCUACCUGCUGCAGGUGAAGGAUAGGCACAAUGGAAACCUUUUACUGGAUGAAGAUGGUCACAUUAUACAUAUUGAUUUUGGAUUCAUGCUCUCUAAUUCACCUGGUGGUGUCAAUUUUGAGAGUGCUCCCUUCAAAUUAACCAGAGAACUCCUUGAGGUUAUGGAUUCUGAUGCUGAGGGAGUUCCAAGCGAGUUCUUUGACUAUUUUAAAGUUUUGUGCAUUCAAGGCUUCUUAACAUGUCGUAAGCAUGCAGAGCGGAUUAUUCUUCUUGUUGAGAUGUUGCAGGACUCUGGUUUCCCUUGCUUUAAAGGUGGUCCACGGACCAUACAGAACCUAAGAAAACGAUUCCAACUAAGUUUGACAGAAGAGGUAAUAUAUAACUUCGUUGUUCAUAUCAUUCUGCUCAAGGUUUUACCACUGUGGUUGUUGAAUAUAAUGUGUUGCUUUCAAGCAGCAAUGUGUCUCCUUGGUGCUUUCUCUUAUCAGUAGCAGCCUAGAUGCUUGGCGGACACGGCAGUAUGACUAUUAUCAGAGAGUUUUGAAUGGAAUAUUGUGAGGUUUGGUUUUGCAUGGCAACGGAAACUUUGCUCCCUUUGACAAUUGCCAGUUACAGUGAAGCAUUUUGAUCGGAGUGUGAUGUGAAUCACUGUGCAAGGGCUAUUGGUUCGCUGCAUUUGUGGCUCUGGAGUUUAUGUUGAAGAUGUUGUGAAUCCUGGUUAGUGAUAACAGAUUGUGGCCUGUUUUCUCUUGGCGUGAGGAAUUUGUAAUUGUAUCAGCUGAAAUACUUUUAGGAAGUCCAGCAGGCUAAAUUGUCUUCGGUGGAUUCUUCACUGUUUCCCCUUGUCAUUUAAUAUGGAACUCUGCUUGCUUUUGGGGAAUGUAGUUAUUCAAAAUCAAAAAGGAGGUGUGCACUUUCACCUCUUCAUACAACAUGUACAGAUUCAUUUCUACGAAGAUGACAGGCCAGACGUGAAAAGGCUUGCAACGCCACAAUUGUUGGUCAAAUUUCACAUAGCUGUCAGAAGCAAUACAAGCACCAAAUACUCCUGAUUUUAUAUACCUAUAGUUUUGCCCUUUGACGUUGCUAUAUUCUUCAGAUAGAAGCGUCAGACAUCAGAUUUGGCGAUCUAUCUUCAGUUCUGAUAUCAACCAUUUGAUAGCAAGUCUUCCCUGGUAUAACUUAUCGACACUUGUUUCCCAGAGAAGUGCUGAUAAAAUUCUUAUUUGCGGCAAGUGAAUAUAUCAUGUGAGAUUGUAUCCCAUUUUCUUUAGAGGUGUGAGAAAAAAUUGUUUAUUGAAAUCCUAGUCGUAUAUCAUAGUCGUUGGUGGGGAUAGAGUUCUGGUCCCAUUUGUGUAUUUGAUGGACUUGAGUUUGUAAGCUAGGUUGCAUUGGAUAUGGUAGGUUUUGUGGGUCAGUGUUAGAAAUAUGUCUUGAUUUGUCAACUGUAGGACCAUUGGUGUAAAUAUGUUAAAGCAACUUGAUGCGAAGGCUUGGCAAUGUCUCCUGGUACAGUGGGAAAUUUUACUUGGCAAUUCCUGUGAUGAGAUGUGAUUUUGUUGAUUCA